GAACAAACAAUUCAUUUCAACUCCAAAACACCAAACUAGUUAAAACACACAGACAAGAAGCCAAAAUUCGAUCGAAACAAACUCUCUUUCCCCAAUGGAUCCAUCGGAUUAUUUAACCGGCAAUAACCCUUCCGACCAACAGAACCAGAAACGACCGGUUCGGAUCUGUGGUCCUCGUCCUUCACCUCUCAGCGUCCACAAAGACUCCCACAAGAUCAAGAAACCUCCCAAGCACCCUGCUCCUCCACAUCAGCAGCACCACCUCGACCAAGCUCCGCUCUACGCUCCUCCACGUCAGCCGGUUGUUAUCUACGCCGUCUCCCCGAAGGUCGUGCACACCACAGCCUCCGAUUUCAUGAACGUCGUCCAGCGACUCACCGGGAUCUCCUCCGGGGUCUUCCUCGAAUCCGGAAACGGCGGUGAUGUGUCGCCGGCGGCGAGACUCGCCGCGACGGAGAAUGCUAGCCCGAGAGGAGGCAAGGAACCGACGACGGCGGCUAAAGAGGAGACGGUGGAAGUAGCAACGGCUAUGGAAGAAGCAGCUGAGUUCAGCGGUUAUGCUCCGGGAAUACUCUCGCCGUCUCCGGCUAUGCUGCCGACAGCUUCUGCCGGAAUAUUCUCGCCGGGAUUGUUUUCUCCGGCGGGGUUAAUGAGCCCGUUUCUAUUGUAUAGUCCUGGCUAUGCUAGUUUGGUUGCUUCACCAACUUUUGCUGAUUUUAAUUAUAUUUGGGAUCCUUAAGAGAAAUGUUUUAUGUAAUUUUGAUUCAUUUUGACAUAUCCCAAGACAAGGGGGUAAGAUGAGAGGUUAGUGUGUAAUUGUAAUGUAAACUAAUAACAUCUUCAUUCAACUUCAAAAAUUUCAGACAUUGAUUCCUAA
This is a messenger RNA of Raphanus sativus (radish), 877 nucleotides long. RefSeq names its product protein MKS1. Gene Ontology annotation, cellular component: nucleus. NCBI's taxonomy places the organism in Eukaryota, Viridiplantae, Streptophyta, Magnoliopsida, Brassicales, Brassicaceae. The coding region runs from base 95 to 739 and encodes 214 amino acids. The transcript has a single exon. The record is from RefSeq and is a predicted model, not a curated record.